Messenger RNA from Aaosphaeria arxii CBS 175.79, 3701 nucleotides. RefSeq lists its product as uncharacterized. The record is from RefSeq and is a predicted model, not a curated record. Gene Ontology annotation, cellular component: intracellular membrane-bounded organelle; membrane; cytosol. Gene Ontology annotation, molecular function: calcium ion binding; zinc ion binding. The coding region runs from base 275 to 3514 and encodes 1079 amino acids. The transcript has a single exon. NCBI's taxonomy places the organism in Eukaryota, Fungi, Ascomycota, Dothideomycetes, Pleosporales.
AAAGCCUUGCCAGCGAUGACAGCCAUGCCCGAUGAGUAGUUGCUGGUCCUCCAGAGCACUUGCUCUAAUUUUUAUUUUAUUAUACAACAGCAUUCGUCACAUUUAGCAGGUUUGCAUGCUGCACUUGCUGUAGAUGUGCAAGCACAUCUCACCAGUAUCCCAUUCACUGGUUUCCUCAUUUGCUGGGUACGACGUACGAGCAAGGGAUCUGGAACACAUUACACUUUCGAAGCUGGCUGCUAUUGAGCGCUCGAAUUGAGCAUUGUCUCUCCUCAUGCCGACCACGAACCCGAUCGCCCUCUCUCGCUAUCGACCUGCGAUCCUAGUUGUCACAGGUGCAGCAGCAGCAUAUACGGCCUACCUCCUUUAUAGCAGUGUCCUUGCCCAAGAUUCAUCGACGACCGAUACCUCACUCCAUAGGAGCAACGCUAUCCGAAGGCCUCCGCAGCGACCUAGAAGCGCGCAUAUUGUCUCACAAAUCGAACAAAUCGAGGACGAGGGCCAGCCGCUUGGGGCAAUUGACUUCUUCGGGGCCCAAAUAGAACUCAACACACGUCAUUUAUGCACCCCAGACGAGCUGCGCUUGCUCGCCAGCGAAAUUCAUCCUGAAGCCAGCCGCGAGCAGGUAGAAUACCAGAUUGAACAGCUCUACGAUGUUUGCCUGGAUCGCAUCCUUGGCAUUGUAUUUCACAAUGGUCCCCUUACCACAGCUGAUACAGACGCCGUAUCUGACGCACUCCUCAACAUCGUACCCAACGACCGACUUGUAACGCAGGCACUCGAAAGAUACAGUAGUAACGGUGGCGCUGGAAAUAGGACUAAUAUAAGCGCAAUGGACCCAUCUGGGUUGGGCGAUCGAGAAAGCUUGCCUGCGACUGAGCUGGAAUGGCAGAGCGACGGCCUCUCCGACGAUGAGCUUGAUGAUCAUGAGCAGACACUGCAAAGAACGUUAUACCAUAUUGCUGAGGACCGCGCAAGGCAGGAAGGAGUCAUUCAUCGGGGCAUAACAUGCAACGGAUGCGACACGAAACCGAUUCGUGGUAUCCGGUGGCACUGUGCGAAUUGCAAUGACUUCGACCUGUGCUCUGACUGCAAAGCGACCAAUUCGCACAUCAAAACACAUAUCUUUUACGAGGUCCGGAUUCCAUUACCAAAUCUUGGGCUACCGAAGCAGGACGCGAUGUACCCUGGGCGGCCGCAUUUGAUGAGCUUAUCUGUGACCUCUGCACUUAAGAAACGUUUAGUUGAACAAACUGGGAAAGACUAUGAGGAAAUUGAAGCAUUAUGGGAUACAUUCACUUGUCUGGCAAGCGUAGAAUGGGAGGAAGACCCAAACAAGAUUGGCUGGGCGAUUGAUCGGCGUGGAUUCAAUCAGGCCUUCAUCCCGCGAUACUCCUCUUUCAUGUCUGCGCCAAACCUGGUCUACGAUCGUAUCUUUGCAUACUACGAUUCAGAUCGCAACGGACGAAUCGGGUUCGAAGAAUUCGUGCUGGGACUUGCUGGCCUCCAUUCUCGUGACACAACCAUCAAAUCAAGAAUUGUUUUUAAUGGAUACGACAUGGAUGGCGACGGCUAUAUAUCUCGCAAGGAUGUCCUUCGAAUUUUCAGAGCUUUCUAUGCUAUCGAGAGAGAGGCAACCCGUAACUACUUAUCUGAAAAUGCAGAAGAGCUCUCAUUAUCGGGCGGCUUUGAUACAAUACACUCGAGCCAGCCACUAGGGUCCGCAUUCACUCGCAAUGGCAUACCGGAUCCACGGCCCCAGCAACGACAGAACAAGGUUCCAGAUGAUGAAGUUGGGUCUGGGCCAAUUCUAGGCGAGGACAUGGAUGACACUGAAGAUCGUGAGGAGAUUAUACGGCUCACAGCUCCAGGCACGAAUGUUGGUCGCAGAACAAACGCCAGGGAGGAUGAGGCUGUAAGCGAGCGCUGGUUACGACGCCGAUUCUACAUUGAUGAAGAGGAAGGUUUUCAUCGCCCUUCUGGUGUUGGAGAGUCGGACCCGCUCGGUGACGAGGAUGAAGCUGCAGAGCCUACCGCAUCGCCUACCCCAGACCCAGGGCGCACUCUAGGUUCGCGUUCCUCUUCAAGAGUGCGGUUCCAAGAUGACGUUGACUUCGAGAUUCGCUCAAAUGCUUCUACAUCCUCUCGCCCGGUUGGUGAACGCUGGGGUGGAUUCGAGAUACCCAAACCUGAAAAGGACCUUGGCAAAGACAUUCUCUACCAAAUCACUCAACAAGGCUUCAACGAACUCCUUAACUCGAUGUUUCAAGAGAAGGAAGAUAACGCAUUAGACGCGGUUGCCACACGGCCCAAACGUCGGACAUUAGUCACCCAGAUUGAUCAGGUGACGAAAGAGUUUCACGAAGAAGAUGUCUUGAACAAAGCGAUGUACUACCUUGGAGUCUUUAGGUACUCUAAAUUCAUCUUGAUGCGCCUUACAGAAGACCAAGAUUCUAUCGGUCCAUUGAUAGAAGACCUGAUUUCCUUGGAUCUGUAUCAAGACGAAGUCGAAGAGCACCUCUCAGAGAUUAUCUUGGAUCUAGAGGAGGCUGUGGUGGAAUUUUUCAAUAAGCUGCCGGGCACCUAUAAGAAAGAGGCAACGCCUUGGGACUUGUGGAAAGCAAAGCUUCUCAGAAUGCAGCUCCACCGCGAGAUUGUAGAUGCGUUUAUUGAGCUAGCAAUCGGACAAGGAUGGUUGUCAUCAACCCCAUCAUCCUCCGCCGCAUCAGUGUGCGCUGAGGUUCACGAUCAUUCUUAUCAGACGGAACCCUUGCCUUACCGGGACCCCACGAUGCCCCAGUUCCGACCAAACUCCUUAGAAGAUCUGCCAACCACGCAGGCGCCAAUGUCGGGCAGCAGUGAUUGUGACGACAGCGUCACAAGCUCUAUGUUGGACGUCACACGAGACGAAUUUAAUGAGGUCACAUACAUACAUUAUUCUCACCGCCGCGGUCCAUUCUUCAUAAUUGCUGCCCCCGGCUUCGAAAAUGGAUCCUCAAGUGGGGAAUCUACGCCCCCUGGUCAGCCAGUGUCUCUUCGCACCGCCCAGGAUGGAUCAGAGUUUAUCCAGGUGCACAGUAGUACUGGAGAGGACACACUGAUGGAUGCCGAAGCUUUCCAUAACAGAGAGCAGCCACCACCUCCUGAUGAACCAACAAACACGGAAGAGGGAACGCCCUUAGACGCCCAAUUCGCUGACGAGCCAUGCAUCUUCUUACUUUCGAUCGCACCCGACAAUUCCGGACUUGACAUCGAUAUCCGCGCCGCAUCACAUUGCAUGCCGUGGGAACAAGAAAACACACAGAAGCCUUUGGAAAACAAGAUCCGCGUCGAGGCGCUCAACGAGGAUUCACCCCUGCACCUUACCCUACUCGCAAGCAUGCAGACGGUCGAGGACGAGAUAAAUGAGAGGAAGGGUAUGGGCUUGCUCAGCUACGAGGAGUUCGAAUACGUCUUGACCGAGUGUGGAAGCAUGCGAUUCCUGGAGGCAUGGCUGGAUUGGGUCAGUUUCUAAGGAAGGAGAGAGAGGGGAGAGAUUUCAAGGUAUGAGAGACAACUCUCGGAACCUGUCCAUUAUUUCUUGUACGAGGGUAGCUUUCUUUUUCUAGCUUUUAUCACAUUGGUAAGGGUGCUUUUGUAGUGCUAGCAUGUAGAUGAUACCCAGCAGCGAAAGUGCUUAUUGCUUUCCUAAUCAAUUUCGG